Molecule: messenger RNA, 11293 nt
Organism: Cuculus canorus (common cuckoo)
Lineage: Eukaryota; Metazoa; Chordata; Aves; Cuculiformes; Cuculidae
Gene: FBXL4
Product: F-box and leucine rich repeat protein 4
Exons: 8
Coding region: 1528-3390 (620 amino acids)
Biological process (GO): SCF-dependent proteasomal ubiquitin-dependent protein catabolic process
Cellular component (GO): SCF ubiquitin ligase complex
Molecular function (GO): protein binding
Source: RefSeq, a predicted model, not a curated record
CCCUUCUGCACAGAAUGUCAGGAGAAAUUCAUGUCGUUGACAGCUAUGUCAACAUGUGAAACUGAAUGAAGGACAGGAACUAAACAAAAAGCUAAUAAUAGAAGAGGCAAGAAAGUGAGAAGUGAACACUUCGUUAGUAAAUUCUUACUGUCACUAGUAAGGAGGUCAGAUAGUGGAGCUUGUCCUUAUCUGUUACUGCAAGUGUCUUCUUGUUGGCAGUGUUCAAGUUAGAGCGAGCUGUUUGUACAUCUGUGUGCAUUUUGUAAGUAUAGGAAGCAAGCAAUUUACCCAAAAACCUUGCACAGUGGAUUUUUAAAGAGGCGUACAAAAGUUGCUUUGAUUCAUCUACAUUUGCUUAAUUAUUUACCCUACUUUAAGUCUUCCAAAAACUCUGUAAAGCAUUGUCUGACUUGUACCCAUUGCAAACAUUAAAUGAGUAAUUUGUUUCCCAGGCAGUGUGAGGCAUCAUCUUAAUUGUUCGAUGCUUCUUCUGCAGUAGAAGAGUCACCUCUGUUGGUUUAGUGAUAACCGCAGUUAUGUAUACUGUGAUAAUCUCACUGGCAACUCUAGUACAAGCUGUUGAAGAAACGUUUAUUCUAUUUUGAGACAUGCUUCGUCAUCCCUGUUUUGGCCACUAACAGGUUAUAGGCGCUUCUCCUUAUUCUUUCCUAGUAAAUCCCAUGAACAAACUAAUCCAAAAGUCAGUUUAUGAGAAAGACUCUGUGGUACUGGAGGAUGAGAGUUCUGGAGUGCUGUUUUUGCCCAAGUGUGUUUUGUGCUGCUAGCAGAAAUCGGGAAGUACGUUCCACGUUACGUUGUGUGUUGGUGAAACUAACAGUUUACAUCACACAGAUAUGGAGUAGCUGCUAAAUAUGGGACAAACAUAUGUAAGAGGAUCUUUAUUAGUAGGCAAUACGAAACCGGCCUUCUGUGUCCUGAAGAUAACAUUCAGCUAUAAAUAUUUCUUCACCGUUGUAAAUAGAAAUCUUUAGUGAAGAGACCUUUAAUUUGGCUUUUUUUAGUAGUUAAACCUUUUUGCUUGUUUGGUUUUAUGUGUGAUUUGAUGUAGGCUGUAGAAACCACAUUGAUAUCCUUAUUUAUUAGUAUGUUUCAUGUUGAUUUUUUUUUAGGUGGCCUUGUGUGCAGAUUUUGCGUGCAUUUUGUGUGCAUUUUGCGUCUAACUGAAUUGUUAUGUAAAUGAAAAUGUUUUCUCUUAUCAGAUGUAAAAUGCUUUCUGUGGAGGUUUCUGAUGCCAGGAUUCUUCUGGAGACUUACUUUGGUGCUUGGCUUAAAGGAAGAUGAUGUUGUUAAUGAAUUCUGAGCACCCAUCAGGAGGCUGGUGACCCUUCUAUCAUUGGUGAAUGCUGUCAUGGACAACUUCAAAGGCUAAAGACAGUGUUUUUGUGACAAUGUUUCAAGCUAGUGCUCCCUUACAGAAAAAAUGGGCUCUUUUCCAAAACACUACAAGCAGUUAACGCACUUUAUAAAGGACUCCUGACCUUUUGCAUCUUCCUGAGUCGUAUCUAGAUGUCACCAGUGUUUCCCAUGUUAACAGUUCUGAGCAUGUUUUACUAUAUGUGCCUUCGGCGCCGAGCUAGGACAGCGACGAGAGGAGAAAUGAACAGCCGGAGAGCUAUUGAAUCAAAUACUCGAGCCUUACCUAUCAAUGUUGAAAUAGUUCAGUAUGCCAAAGAAGUGUUGGAUUUCAGCUCUCACUAUGGCAGUGAAAAUAGCAUGUCAUAUACCAUGUGGAAUUUAGCAGGUAUUCCAAAUGUGUACCCUAGUUCUGGUGACUUUACUCAGACUGCUGUCUUUCGGACUUAUGGGACCUGGUGGGAUCAUUGCCCUAGUGCUCGGCUGCCAUUCAAGAGGACACCACCCACCUUCUGUAGCCAGGACUAUGUGGAACUUGCUUUUGAGGAACCCGUUUAUCCCACUGCAGUGCACAUUCUGGAAACAUAUCAUCCUGGAGCUGUGGUCAGAAUUUUGGCAUGCUCUGCAAAUCCUUACUCACAAAAUCCACCAGCUGAAGUAAGAUGGGAAAUCCUUUGGUCUGAGGCACCUACAAAGGUGAAUGGUCCCCAGGCUCGGCAGUUCACACCUUGUAUCAAACAGAUAAACUUUCCUACAAACUUAAUCCGUCUGGAAGUCAACAGCUCUCUUCUGGACUACUACACUGAAUUGGAUGCAGUAGUGCUACAUGGUGUGAAAGAAAGACCUGUGCUUUCACUUAAGCCUUCAAUGAUUGAUAUGAACGAUAUUGAUGAAGAUGAUGAUGAAGAGAAGUAUGGCUGUGGAAUGGACACUGUUAAUAAACAGUUUAGCAUUGUUACCCUCAGGGAAUGGCCGACUAAUGGAUAUUUUGAUAAACUGCCUUACGAGCUCAUCCAGUUGAUUUUGAGUCACCUUACGGUACCAGACCUGUGUAGACUAGCGCAAACUUGUAAGCUACUAUAUCAACAUUGCUGUGAUCCUCUACAGUACAUUCAUCUCAGUUUACAACCUUACUGGGCAAGGAUUAAUGACACAUCUCUGGAAUACCUACAGUCUCGCUGCACUCUCGUCCAGUGGCUGAAUUUAUCUUGGACUGGAAACAGGGGAGCCAUCUCUGUUUCUGGAUUUAGCAGGUUCUUGAAAGUGUGUGGCUCUGAAUUAGUACGCCUUGAGUUGUCGUGUGGCCAUUUCCUCAAUGAAACAUGUUUGGAGGUCAUUACUGAAAUGUGUCCAAAUCUUCAGGAAUUAAAUCUCUCAUCAUGUGAUAAAAUACCACCUCAGGCUUUCAACCACAUUGCCAAAGUGGGAAGCCUAAAGCGUCUUGUUCUGUACCGAACGAAAGUGGAGCAAACAGCCCUGCUCAGUAUUCUGAACUUCUGCUCGGAACUGCAGCACCUCAGCCUGGGCAGCUGUGUCAUGAUUGAAGACUAUGAUCUUAUAGCAAGCAUGAUGGGAGCAAAAUGCAAAAAGCUUCGUAGUCUGGAUUUGUGGAGAUGUAAAAACAUAACUGAAAGUGGAAUAGCAGAACUGGCUUCAGGCUGCCAGCUUUUGGAAGAACUUGAUCUUGGCUGGUGCCCUACGUUACAGAGCAGUACAGGCUGUUUCACAAACCUUGCACGUAAACUCCCAAACUUGCAAAAGCUCUUUCUUACGGCAAACAGGUCUGUGUGUGACACAGACAUCGAGGAGCUUGCUGCUAACUGUACGCACUUACGGCAGCUGGAUAUAUUAGGGACGAGGAUGGUAAGCCCUGCAUCUUUAAGAAAAUUGCUGGAGUCUUGUAAAGAUCUUUCUUUACUCGAUGUGUCCUUCUGUUCACAGAUUGAUAACAGAGUUGUCCUAGAAUUAAAUGCCAACUUCCCUAAUGUGUUCAUAAAAAAGAGUUUCACCCAGUGACUCACUGCAUACACCGCUGUGGAAUUCAUUUAACAGAGUUGUUGCCGGUGAAUUUGUUCUGACUUUUUUAAGAUGACUAUAAAUCCCCUAUGAAAUAGUGGAAAGGAUUGAUUAUAUGCGCAAAUGGGUAAAAUACAUUUAAAUAUAUUAUACGUUUCUUAAAGAGUUUAUAUUGUACCUAAGAAUUGUUUUACUUUGUGUUAAUUGGUGGCACUGCAUGUUUUUAAAUACCAGCCAUAUGUGUGGCUUUAAUGAGCAGAAAGUGCAUAACUUCUUCGUAAAUGUCCCUUUGCCGGGUAUUACCCACAAUAAACAAUAUUAAUAUCCAGGUGAGAGCAGAAGUUCAAUAUUUAGCAGUAAGGAAAAGAUAGGUGCUUCCUUUUUAUGUGUAUGUUUGUGUAUGUGUAUAUAAAUGUAUACAGGUGUAUUUAUAUAUACAUACACAGAUACUGUAGCAUUCUAGUUUAGCCUGCAGCAUAAGAUGUUAUGAUCUGGCCUAUAAUUAGUUGUUUGAAAACCUGUUUAAGCUUAUAUAAAAACGGAUUGAAAAGGCACUUUUCAUCUUCAUUUUUUUGGCGAUUAGUUGUAUCCAAUACAUUUUUUUCUCCCUUCUUCCACCUGAAAUAGAUGUAGUGAUAUUUUACAAGUAUUUUAAGUGACACAACAGAUAAAUGCAAGAACCUUCCACAUAAACUUGGAGCAGAAAUGAAAGAGAGAAUUACCAGCUGCUUCUGGUAUUGGAUAUGAAGUUUGAGUCAGUUACUUAGUGUCAUAACUGGUGAUAUGUAGGAAACUCCAAAGCAGUUUUCUUUUCAAACCUCUGUCAUGAUGAAGACUUGAUUUAUGAUACAUCUGGUUAUCAUGCAGAGUAGUCCAAAGAACAAAACUUAGAGUACUGCGUUAGUGACUGUCUCAUACACUGGCAUCAAAUCUACUCUUAAGUGUAAAACCAAGCAUUUUUGUUCAGCAAAACAGCAAUGAAAAUGUUGUGGGUUUAAAACAAGGGCAAUACGAUUUGGUGAUUUAAUAAUCUCUAAAUAUUAGCGUUGGAUUUGUUUUUCUAAGAGGUGAUCACUCAAAGUACUAUUGCACUCUCUGUCUCUUUAAUAAUUUUUAGCCUCUGGAGAAGGAAAACAGUGCAGAUGGUUAAAUUCUAGAGGUUUCUUCCUUUUGCACUUCCUUGGGUGAAGAUUUUAUUUUAUUUUUUUCCCUUUAUCCCCCCCCAUAUUACUGCUAGAGUAUGUUGCUGUGUACAGCUUGAGUUUAGAAUUUUGCCUUUUUAGCCAUUGUUCUUGAAUAUAGACCAUGAAAUAUAGCCUAUCAUUUUAUAUUGUUUCCACUAUUCUUGUAUUGAUGGCACUUAUUUUACCUGCUGGAAUAAGAGGAAGAAUAUUUUGUCUGGCAGAAGCAUGUUAUUGCACCGAAGAUCACAAGCAACUAAUUCUUCAGUUUAUGCAGUAAAUAACCGACCGCUACUAGAGGACUGCUACGAAUCAUUAAAGAUUUGAUGAUCUCUGUGACUCCUGAAUGAACGCUUUGAACUCUUUCUGCUGGUGCCAAUACUUUAUAAACCAUGUCAUGAAAACAGCUACAGAACAUUUAUCUGAUGUUACAAAAGGACAUUUUUCUUCAGAUUUUUCAAUUUUAGAUAAUCUUUUGGGAAUUCCAGAUCCAAAGAGGGCAAGCACAGUUGGCUUUUGAUUUUUACUCCAUACGGAUGACACUAUGGGAUUUCCAACUAGAUUAUGGCAUUCCAUUUUUAUUUUCCCCAGAAAACUGGGCAUUGUCAGAUCUUUAGAUUGAUUUAAUAUUUUUUUUUUUCCAUGCUGACAGAUGUCAGCUUUGGUGUGAUUCUGUGUGAGAGACCUCAUUUCUUUCAAUCAGGUUUGGGUUGAUUUGUUUUUCUGAGAACUUCUAACAUUUUUUAUCUACAAGUAAUAUUUUUCAUUGUAAUUGAGUAUUAAAAAUUAUUGUUCUGGUUAUAGGAGAGCACAGGUUCAGAUAAUAGGAGUUUACAAAGAAAAGUGUUUCAAAACAAAUGUCUUUGUUGUGAAAUUUCACUUCUCAGGGUGCAUCUGUGUUUAUCUCCUUUUUUCUUCAAGAUCCUUCUUGUUUGUUUUUCACUGUACAUAGAAAGGGAUAUGGGUGAAGUGAUAGCCAUUGUGCCUUCUAACUGGUAAACUUGGUAAAUAUACAGUUUCACUUCAACAGUGUCAGUGAAUAAGUGGUUUUGUAUUCACGUAUGUAUAGAGGAUUUGAUUCUCCGUUGCUCUUUAGGUAGUACAAAGGAGGUUUAAAUUGACAUUUUGUUCAUACUAGAGGAUUGUUUUUCUUAUGUUGUGCCUUUUAUUAGAGAUUGUUUUUGUCAGGAAUUCUCCAUUGUCACUUGAAAGAUGAAUUGAAAUCUGCUUUUUAUUUAGACUAUUUAAAACUUGGCUGUUGCUUACAUAUAAUCAAUAAAAAUAGCUGAGAAAUAAUUGGGAAAGACUUCCAUCUGUAGUUGUAGACUUUAACCUUCAAUCAGUGGGUAAGAAGCUUUUUUAGCUAUGAUUUUGUACCUCCAAGAAGUCUUCCAGCAAGGAAAGAAUAGACUGAAUGACAUUUGUAAUAUUUCCAUGUUAAACACCAUGCUUUUAGACCUUCCUUAUACGUCACAAAUAAGCAAGAAUAGAUCACUAUCUUUUUAGUUCUGUUAUUUUCUUCUUGUGUGUGUAUCUAUUUUUGCAUAUGUGUUCAUAAAUUAUAUGUGUACACACAUGCAUGUAGGUAUAUGUAAACAUUUAUAUAUGUGUGUACAUACUUAUAUCUAUAACUCUCACAGUUUUUCAUGUAGGAAUUACUUUUGUGAAAAUGUAAUAGCAAAAGGUGUUUCAUAGCACUUCUGUUUUCAGCUGUUUUACUGUACCUGGAGACCGAGUUCCUCUCCACCCAUGCAGCAGGAAAAGCCUGGGCAGUAUGUGUGCUAGAUUUCCUGUGUUGCUUUUCCAAAGUGCCUUUUGGGUUGCCUACAUGUGAAAGGUGUUACAGGGUAUGUUAGAGUGUGAAUGCAAAGUCCGACAACUACUGUGGACUGUCUCUUUGUGAAGCAAGUCAUAUAGAGGGAAAUUUAUUCUCAUUUAAUUUAAUCCAAAAUGAGUGAUGACAAUUCCUUAGUUGGAGGAAUUGGAUUAUUUGGGAAUUGGGUCAUCAUCUCCAACGCUAGAUCAUCCCUCACUUGUGUAAUCUAAAUUCUGCUUUUAAGGAUAUUCCAUUUUUUUUAUCUUGUCCUUUGAUCGUGUCUUUCUGAAGCAUUGUAAAAGGUGAGUGUUGGCAACAGAUGUUAAAAAAAGAUUGCUAACGUGUCCAAAAAAAGAGGCUUGCUCUGAAGUGCUCUUGUUCUUAAGUUAAAGGGGGACUUCCAUAGUAUCUGUAUGAAAUUGAUGUCGGAUGGUGUGUAGGUAGAUAUGUCAUUCUUUUGGUGAUUUUAAGAAUGAAUACGAUAGUUUUACCAUUUAAAGCAUCUUCCUAGCUCUUGAAGUCUUCAAUUCAAUAGUGCACUUGUAUUCCUGAGCUAUCUGGCUUGGUAGCUCUAUGGAAAUGUGUGGACUUUCUUUUGUUUAAAUUAUACAUGUGAUUAAGUACACGAGUGACCAGGAGUUAUAUAUGGAAGAAUAGUUUUGCAUACAAGUUUGCUCUUUAUAAUUCCCCUGUACUGGGAGGUCCAAAUUUUGGCGGGGGGAAGACCUUGUUUUUCCUGCCUGAAUCUUUCCUUGGGGCUUUCAUGACAACUUUUCCAGAUGCAAGAUGUCCAGUAGUAACGACACUCAGGGAGUGGAAUUCAUCUGACUGAAUAUAGCUCUCUGAAAGUUAGACAUCUAGUUUAAGGAAUCUGGGUACCUCUAGAGAGCUAUUAAUCUCCUAAGAUAGAUAUUUAAGGAAAGUAGAAUGAAUCAUUUUCUGGAGAGCCUCUCUGGAGACUGUGGAAGCUGUGAUUAAUCUUAUGUUAGAUAUUUUGCUUUAGAAUACUAAACUGAGAUUAAUUCCAUCCACUGCUGUACUACCUGUCUUGGAAUAACAAAAGACAAGACUGGAACAACAUCCAUACUCAAACUUCAAACCCCUCCAAAAAAUCCAUCCAGAUAGAAGCAAAUUAAAAAGAUCCUGACAACUUGGAAACAGUAUUUUAAAUGCCAGGAUCUAUUUUUGCCCCUGAGUCCCGUGCCAGUACCAGUAGUAUGUCUCUUUUUUUGGUGGAAAUGAAUCUUUCCUUUUUCUAAAAUCAUUUCAUGUACCUAACUGGCUAUAUGUAUGGUUCUGUAAAUGCAUGAAAUUAAUGGGAAAACAUAAUUAAUGUUUUGCAGCUGUUUUGUUAAUCUUUCAUAUUUCUAUGAUCAAGACUAUGACUGGCUUAACUGCCCUCCUGUCCUCAGAAACAUUGCCAACUGUGUGUUCGGCCCUCGUUCUUCUGUGUGUACUUACUGCAUCAUACUGAGUGUUUCCCACAUCACACCUGCAGGACUACUAAAUUUGCAAAAACUAGAUAAAAUGUAGCAUUUUAUUAUAUGGAGUAUGGGGGUGACUUUAUAUAUUGAUGUACAUGUUCAUUAUUACUCUUUUGCAAUGAUUCCAUAAGCUGUAGCUUUUGAAAUAACUAGGCUAGAAAUUCUUCAUUUAAUGCAUUUGUACAUGCUGUGUGAGACACAGUCAACAUUUUUUUUUCUCCAAAUGAGGGCAUUUGUCCUUCACUGAGAUGAUGAUUUCUAUGUUUUUAGAUUUCUGACUUGACAAUGAAAUUGAAGAAGGGCUCUUCAUUAAAUACUACCAGGCAUGGGGCAAGUUGUGAUAACUGACAUCAGGAUGGCUGAGGCAUAAGUCUGGUGCGUUUCAGAUCAUCAGGAUUUUCAGAGAAGUGCCCUGACAAGCAGUGACUCUUUUUAAGAAUACUUAGCUGCAGUAAUAGCAGACAGAGUGAGAUUUUCCUUUGUAGCUAAUGGACUAAGUACUAUUAUUUUAGUCUGAGUUGUACAGCUCUACUUUCUCCCUGUCCUGUUCUCAUUUAAGAAUGAUAAGUGGCACAGUUAGGAAGGAUGUCCUAAACUGGAGGAUAAAGUUCCUUUGUGAGGAAUUAAGUUUUUCUCUUUUCUCCCUCAGCUAUUUGAAAGCUCUCUCUUUUUCCUUGGAUACCAAAGAAAUGUAAAUGUCAAGAAAGCUGAGAAAAUAAACGAAGAGAACUUGUCCAGAUUUGUCUGGAAACUGAUGAAAGGAUGGCCAGAGCUAUUUAUAGACUUGAGGGAAGUAAGUGCAUUGUUCUAGGUCAGCUGUUGUCUUUCCCAGAAAUUACGUUUCCCAUAUAAUUUCACAUGCUCGUACUUCUAAGCCAAGGUUUAACAUUUAGAUGCUCUUAAUAUUGACCUUUCAUAUGCGUGCAGGUGCAGUAAUUCAUCUUUGUUUCAUUUUUUACACAGAAGUAUUUUUUCUUCACCUACCACUGCCCAGCUGCAUUUUUUUUGUUAAACUCUGAGAUGAUUUUGUGCACGCACACGCGGAUGCCUGUAAGACCUAAUUGCUUGGGGUUUUUGUAAUUGGUCCUUUUUUGAGGACAAAUAAACUGCUGUUUGGGGGUAAAAAUGGUAAAGAGAAGGAUCUGGAGAAGAACAAGCUCAGGGGAAAUCUCAGGAGAAUGCCUGAUGAGGACGGGGAGUGAAGAAGAGGGAGCCAGAUCAUUUUCAGUAGUGCCCACAGACGAGAGCUAGUGGGCACAAACAGAAACAUGAGUGACUCCAUCUGAACCGAGAUGACACAUUUUAUGGUAAGGGUGCCCAAGUACUGGCACAAGUAGUUUACAGAGGCCAUGGAGUCUCCAUUCUUGGAGAUAUUCAGAUGCCAUCUGGACAUGAUCCUGGGCAGUCAGCCCUUGGUGGCCCUGCUUUAGUUGGACCAGAUGACCUCAAAGGACCUCAGCCAUGCUGUGGUUCUGUGAUCUAAGACUUGCCCUUUGGUUGUUCUGCUUGCUUCAGCGUACUGAUUGCUGAAGAUGGGAGGGGAGUAAAAAGAAAUAAUACCUAUCUUAAGAAACUUGCAAUGCUGAGAACAGUCACAAGAAUCUUGUUCGUUUGCUUUGUUCUUAAUCUUGAGAGAGAUAAUUGUCUUAACUUAGGUUAGUCAGAAAAUCUAAAUUUACUUAUUAAAGUAAAAUUUUGCUAAUGUUUUCAACUUACAGUUCUGUAACGUGCAAGACACGUAAUUAGUUUACAGGGGUAUUCUUGUCACCAAAGUCUGAAAGUUAGACCAGGGACUGAGUUGAAUAUCCGUAUUCUUGAGUAUUGCCUAUAGUUUCUGUUUGGAAAUAGAGUUGUCUAUAAUACAUUAGGAACAGUUUUGUUUGCAUAUUUUUUAGUAUUUGUUUAUAUAGAUCUUACAAUAAAUUGAGUUUACUGUGGCUUAGGUGUCAGUUGGUUCUACUUUGUUGGAGACUGAGCACAGCGGCUAACUCAUAGUGUCAAACCAUGAAAAUUCGAAUUCAGGUGACAAAGAAGGACAAAGUUUAUGAAAUAAUGAACUAUCUGACCAUUUUAGGGAGAAAAUAUGUAUAAUUGUGUGAAUUCCCAUGCUUUGUUUAUUUAUUUACUGUUACAUCACAGUCAAGAGCCGUUGGGUAGUACAGUCCACUGCUCACCAUCAGGAGAUGGGUUCUCUCUAUCAGACCUUGGAAUUUUCCUCAGGACAGUGCCAUGGAUUUCUGCACAUACGCACUGUUCUGAAACUAAUAGAGGCAAAUUAAAAAUAGCUGGUUUAGUUAUGAUUUGGAAACUAAUGGCUAGUUUGUGCUUCGACUUAUUUUGGAAUAAGUACUGAAAAUAAAAUAACCAGGAAUCGGUGUGUUCACUUUCUGAUUAUAACUUUCACAUACAGGUAAGUCCUAGUUACCAGCUGUCCCUCGAGCCAUCUUAGUGAAACUGAUGUAAUGGUCUCGUUCUGGUUCUUCCUAGUGAGCAUAAAGCCAAUGCAGCUCCUUAGCAUCUUGUGGCAUUUUGCAUUUCUCUCCUUGCCAGGCAGGUAGUGGAGCUGGGCUGUGUCAGGACUUGGCCUGAUCUCUGCAGGGGCAAUGUGGGAAUCAUCUGGAGAAAUUUCCUGCUCAUGUUUUUUCCUAUGUGCAUAUGAGAAGGAAUGGCAUCUCCAGGCCUUCAAAUUUAAAUACCUGAACCCUGCACCUGGCUUCAUUUAAAAAUUAAUCUCCUUGGCAUGCCCCCUCCCCCCCCCAAUAACCAGCAACAAAAUACUUGCACUAUAUUUGUGAUUUAAUACUAUGCUCCUUUUUCUGCCACAAGAAUAGGAGUUUGAGUAAUGUUACAACAAACUCCAAAUAUAUUACCUUUUUAAAGGACUAAUUUCUGUAAAAGGUGAAAGAGCAGCAGUGGAGGGAAUGGUUCCGGACACUAUCUAAAUAGCUUUGCUAUGUGUGCUAUGCCAGUAAGCAGCAGAAGCAAGUUAUGCCUUUUUUUUUUCAUAACAAGUCAAGAAGGACAAAGGGGAUAAUUGCCUCUAAGCUUUCUGUAGCUAGAAGACAUUUGUAUCAUCUAAUUUUAAAUAUCUAGAAAGUUAGAAAACCAGUCUCCUAGGGCCCCUUCACCCUGGGCAGAUAGGUUCUUCCACAGGGUAAUUCAGAUCAAGAGAUCAGUCUUAAAUUGAGGUCUUGAAGUGAUCUCUGGAGAAGCUGAGGUCCAUGUAGACCACAUAAAACUUAUAUUAGAAACUAGCUUCCUGGCCGGCGUGUGCUAUCUAGCAUGUGUGGGUUUGGAAGAAGAGGUUGCUUUCCCCUUGGUGUUUCCUUUUAGCCCUCUAAAUUCUCUUGCUGCUGCUUUCUUUGCUCUAUUGGUUGAACUGCAUCUGAUUGCUCCCUACAAAAUAUCUUGACUAAAACUAG